This is a messenger RNA of Paramacrobiotus metropolitanus, 2433 nucleotides long. RefSeq names its product N-lysine methyltransferase SMYD2-B-like. The transcript is spliced from 8 exons. The record is from RefSeq and is a predicted model, not a curated record. NCBI's taxonomy places the organism in Eukaryota, Metazoa, Tardigrada, Eutardigrada, Parachela, Macrobiotidae. Bases 633 to 2192 code for a protein of 519 amino acids.
UAUGCGGUCAUUGUGGUUCAUCGUGCAGCAACUGGCAUUUGAUUUGAAGCCAUGGACAGUUGGACACAUAAGAACCAAUAACAAAGGCGUUUUUCAAGGGGCCAUCAACGAAAAGCGGAUGCAAAUCGUAACUGCCGUUCGGGAGAAUUUCUGCACCAAAAAAAAUUAUUAAAUAGAUACGGAUACUGUACACGGAUCUGUAGUAUUCUGUACAAAUACAGUACAAAUCAUUAAAUGACGUGGCAGCUCUCGGAUACGGCGAAAACCUUUUACUUUUAAAUUGGCUAUUGACCGGCCGGGGCUGGUUGCUUUUUAGGUUUUUCGAACUGCGACACGAAGUAUUUUUUGCAGUCGUGUACAGACAUGAGACAAUAUUAAUCAUUGUAUUUAGUAACGGCGCUAAGACUAAAAUACUUUAGGCUUUUCAGUGGGCACGGGUCACGAUUUUUUUUGUCGUUGCGCUGGCCGCGUGCAGCUGUGCUACACGAGCGCAUGUGCUGGCUGUCUGCAUGCUGCAUGUUUUCAAGCACCCUUAGCAGCGUCGAACUUUUAAAAAAAAGGCAAGGAACUGUUUGCCAAAGCUUCCAUCAAAGUUCUGUGGGAAUUCUCCAGCCGGAGACCUGCAAUUAGUGAUGGAAUCCACGGACACCAUUAGCGAACCAGUCGACGGAGAACGUAUCGUUAGUCGGUCGUUUUCGGCAGGCGACGUUAUUCUGACCUGCGAGCCAUGGAUCUGGGUGUUCGACCGCGCCGCGUAUAAAGACCACUGUGCGCACUGUUUCCUAAAGAAGCAGGGACUGCGGACAUGCUCGGGAUGCCAACUGCAUCGCUACUGCAGUAAAGCAUGCCAGGUCUCCGACUGGAAAAUGGAGCAUAAACUGGAGUGCGCUAUGCUGAAGACCCUCGGUGGCAGUAUGGCGAUGAUGGAUGUGACGACAGGCACAGGACGAACAAAAUUUUACGGCGGGCGGGCAUUCGACCUGAUCGCCAAGAUAUCCAACAAAAUCAAGCUGAACGUAACCAUGGAUCUCGGCGAUCAGGGAACGCUAUCAGCUGUCGACAUUUUCCAUUCUCUCCCUGAACAACCAUCCUGGCCCCGUGUCGGGGCCGUGACAACGGAUGAGCGCGUGGACGAUUCGGCACUCGACCUCGGCAUCUCUCCGUCCGAAUUCGUGGACUAUAAUCGGAUCGGGGCAUACAAUGCAAUGCCCCUGCGUGACCUCCGCGAAGACCGCGAUCGGCAGUAUCCUUUUGCUCUGGCCAUCUAUCCACAGGCGCCCUUCCGGGCCAUGACGCCGGUGUGCUGGGAUGUCAAUGUCACGCUCAACUUCAACGGCCGCCGCUUGAUUAUUGUCGCCACCGAAGAUAUUCCUAACUGCACCGGACUGCACGAUCUUCGCCACAAUCGGAUGAUGACGGAUCCAUUUUCGCGUCCGCUCGUGGAGCGGCAGGAUGUGUUCAAAAUGUUCUACGGCUACCCAUGCCCAUGCCGGAAAUGCACCAAAGAAUUUGAUGCGGAGACCAAUCCUCUAAAAUGUAUUACGCCGGAAUGCCGGGAACCGAUUCCCAGCGAUAACCGUGCACUGGCGCCUUGUCCACGGUGCGGCGCGGUGAACAGUGAUCAGCUGGAGAAGUUUAUGCGAUUCACGGAGAAAUGCGAAGCGCUGUGGCGGGAUAACGUCGCGGAAAUGGAGCAGACGCUGGAAAAUGUCAGACAUUUUAAAGAAGUCCAAGCGGAAACCUUCCUCCAUCCGAACGCCCAUAUUCGCUAUGUGUACUCGUACAACCGCUACCUGGAUUACUUGAAUGAUGGCCGCUUUGAAGAGGGUUGGAAGCUGGCACAGGAAAUGGUUGCUUGUUUAAAGAAAGUCCACCCCAAAUAUGACGUUGCCUUAGCUGCCAAGAUAGCCUCGAUCGGGUGCAUGGCGGUGAGUGCUGUGAAGAAGAAAGUACUGAGUACACCGCUGAAAAAGCGAAAACGACUGCAACCAUUCGUUACGGCGAUGUGUCCUGUUGCGCGCAGUUAUUGCAAGGAAGCGGAAGAUCUGUACAUCAGCGUGCUGGGUGCUGAUUCCGCUGGAGCCGACAUCGGUCGCGAAUGGUGUGCCGACGUGGAUGACCGGAUUUCCAGCCUUCAGGCGGCGGUAAACGGGGAUGAGUGUCAACCGUUCGCCGGUUUCGUCGUCUUUUAACGGCUCGGAAACUCGGGCAGCCAUCGGAAAUGUUAAUAUUUGACCUUCUGACGAUUUCUUCUUCGUAUGAAAUAAUUCUAUCUAUCUUCGUAUGAAAUGUACUUCGUAUGAUUUGUUCCGUUACACAUCCGUAAUAAUAUAACGAUUGAUGCGAGUGUCGUCUUUACAGAAUUUUUUCUGUGUAUCAACUUGUUGAGAAAUUCGACUUAUUUUCUGGAAGAUAAAUACGGAAGCUGCGAGU